CAAACACAAACUAAAUUGAUGACCAUUCUCUUAUUAUUAUUCACUCAAUCUGGUAAGGAGAGAGGUCGCGGAAUUUUAUGGGCCUUAAAAUGGAAUCAGCCAUUGGGUUACCCAACAUGAAAAUAACAUCGCAAUUAGCCCACAAUUUACUUCCUGGAGCAGCAGGAAAAGAGGGAAGGGAAGGGAAGGGUAGAAUUGUGGUGAGAGUGUUGUGUUGUCAAAAAUUAAGAUCUGAGCGAGAUGGGAAAGGAGAAUAGCAGCGUUCUUCCAGUGCUGCAGUGGUUGAAUCGGGUGGUUUCAGAACCUCACUACCUCCUUCAUUUCCUUACUUUCUUCUCCUAUUUCGUCAUUCGCUGCUCUGCAACGCAUAUCUUAGCGCCUCACCUAAUCCACCAUCUCCUUCAACGCGAAAUUCAAACGUUGUUAGUGUUCGCCGUGUUGGCUCUCAUCAAGGGAGUGAGAGAAGAGACAUGGGAAGCCUUUAUAGCUGAUGCGCUUUUCCUUGCUAAGAUUUGUAUUUUUGUUCUUGCCUUUACAAUGGAUCGCCGCUUAGCCAUUUGGUAUGUUCUCGUAUUUUUAGUGAUGCAUAUGCUAACACAACAACCUCCAUUCCAAGGACUAGGUACUUCUAGCAAGCUAACACCAUUGCAGUUGGAAAGCCUGCUAACAGAGGGGAACACUACAAGAUUGUGGCUGGUGGAAUUCUGUGCAUCGUAUUCAUCUGGUUGCAUUCGCUCAAGUCAGCAGUUUCCUGAGCUGUCAAUUACAUAUUCAAGCAAAAUCUUAUCAUUCGGAAUAGUUGAUCUUGGACUGUUUCCCAAUGCUGCUGAAAAAUUUGGAAUAUCUCUUAGUGGAUGCAUGGGCCAGCUUCCAACAUAUAUCUUAUUUGAUAAUGCAACUGAAGUUGCCCGUUUUCCAGAGUUGGAUUUUGAAACAACAUUCUUUCACCCUACAGUUACAAAGGGACUUCUAUCUCGACAUUUUGAUCUUGAUCGGUCCCUUCUGGAAUAUUUCAAUGUUAAAUAGGUUAUUGCUUCGGAGUUCUGUGCUACUAUAUUUUAUUUAUUCGGCCCUGUAGAAGUAUUGUAAUCAUUUAAAUUUACUUGUUAGUUAUUCUAGGAUAUAAUGGUGCAAGUAAGUCUGAUAUUUAGUCUCCUAAAUCUAAUUUGUUUUUUUGAAA
Molecule: messenger RNA, 1180 nt
Organism: Lotus japonicus
Lineage: Eukaryota; Viridiplantae; Streptophyta; Magnoliopsida; Fabales; Fabaceae
Exons: 10
Coding region: 241-1026 (261 amino acids)
Source: RefSeq, a predicted model, not a curated record